This is a messenger RNA of Nymphaea colorata (pocket water lily), 4565 nucleotides long. RefSeq lists its product as uncharacterized. Gene Ontology annotation, cellular component: cytoplasm. Gene Ontology annotation, molecular function: protein serine/threonine kinase activity; protein tyrosine kinase activity; ATP binding. The record is from RefSeq and is a predicted model, not a curated record. The transcript is spliced from 8 exons. NCBI's taxonomy places the organism in Eukaryota, Viridiplantae, Streptophyta, Magnoliopsida, Nymphaeales, Nymphaeaceae. Gene Ontology annotation, biological process: peptidyl-serine phosphorylation; peptidyl-threonine phosphorylation. Bases 359 to 4105 code for a protein of 1248 amino acids.
UCUGCAGUAGAGUGGCGAACCGGAAAUGGGUCGCAGGUGCGUCAGCGAACGUUGGGGGCGGACUCCAGCUAGCCGUUGCGACAGGAACCGCAGUCGCCGUCGAUGCCCGGCCGAGAAGGGUCGCCUUGUGGUUUCGUCUCUCUUUUGCUCUUUUGUGAAUCUUAUUCUCUGUCGUCGUUCUUCUGAUUGGCUUCUUCUUUGAUCUAUCCCGGCAGAUGUCUCAUUAAUGCGUGGCCUAGAGGAUGACUGGGUUGGGGAACUAUAUUGAAAGAAAACUAUGAAAAAUUGGAGCCUUUUUCUGCUACGGAGGGCCCGUUGUCGCAAGCUCGGUUUCGGAGCCUCUGGUGGCAGUUGAAAAAUGGGAGAUACAGUGGAGGUCAUAUUGGAUUACUUGAGACGGCAUCGGUUUACACGGGCCGAGGCUGCUCUGAGGAGGGAGCUCGGGAGUCGUCAGGAUUCUAAUGGUGGGCCUCCUCAUCCGCCCCUUGAAGACUUCGGUAAAUUUAAGGAAAGGAAAGAUGAAGAUGAUGGUACUUCCGAAGGAUUCAGAAGCACUUCCGAGUCUAGUGAACCGGGAAAGCUGAAGAAUCGGGUAUCUGCAAGCCCACCAGUUAGCGAUUCGUCUUCGGAGCUUAUAAUCAAGGAGGUUGAAUGUGGAACUGUUACAAAUGGGUCUGAGAGGAGAUGGAAGAACAUCGAUUCUGUUUUGAGCAAUGGAUUAGGUAUCCCUGAGAUAACUACUGCCAAUCAAACUGAAAGGGCAAGUGAGAAGAGGUUUGAUUUACCACAAGGACCGGUGGACUUGCAAAGCUUCAGCGUUCCAAACACAUCUGCAGGUCUUUAUGCAUGGGAUUUUAAAGCAGCAGCUGAUGGCAACUUCAAGAAUUCUGUCACCACUGUGGAGAAAUUUUCAGAUCUUCAAAUGUCUGGGGAUACCAAACAUCAUGCUGGGGAUAGCUCAAGUAAAAACAGUUCGGUAAAAAGCAUGAGAACUGCUGGAGAUGACUGUGAAUGGUAUAAUGGCAGCAGCCUGCAGAGCCAAAGUUGGAAUCUUGGCCCAAAAGGUUGUGCCAGGGACUCCACUACAUUGGAGGCAUUACCAUUAAAUGCUGCUUGUGUGAGUAAUGAGGCUAAAGUUAAGCACGAGAGGACCCAGAGAUGGGAGCCUAGUGAAAUUGACAAGAGAUGCAAAACCUUUGAAGCGUGGUCAUCUUUGGAUGGGAUUAAGCAUGGUGGUUGCCAUUUUAACGGCAAAUCACUGGAAUAUAUGUGGUCAAAAAGUGAGGGAACCUCACAUCCUUCCCUGGAGGUAUGGAAAGAGUGCUCCAUUAAGACAGUCUGUCCAUCCCCCACAUGUAAACCAUCAUCUGAAUGCAGAAACAUUCUUGGUACAACUUCUGGAUGUUCUGACAGCGUUGAUGAAGAAAGUAAAUGUGAAGGUGAAAGAACAAAUUUUAUAUCUGCCAAAAAUACUCACAUUGCUCAAACUCCUUUCGUCAUGGCAACGUCUGAAGCCUGUCCUGAGCAACUGAAUGUUGAAGGCUUGGGGCUGUUUAAUAGCAAAGAAAAUCACAGGGAAGAGCUGCCACAGUUACCACCUGUGAGGUUAAAAUCGGAAGAGAAGCCCAUUAGCAUCCAUUGGGAAGAGGAGGGCCAUUAUGGAUUAGGAUCAAGACCUUCACCUGCUGAUAACACCUUCUCAAUAGGGUCCUUUCUGGAUGUUCCUGUUGGGCAAGACAUCAAUUCUUCAGGUGGUAAAAAGACAGCUGGAAGUGGUUGGCUGUCGGUGAGUCAGGGAAUUGCAGAGGACACUUAUGUGCUUGCUACAUUUGCUGAUGGCUUGAAUGAGCCUGUAGACUAUCCAAAUGAAUAUUGGGACUCAGAUGAGUAUGAAGAUGACGAUGAUGUUGGCUACAUGAGACAGCCUAUUGAAGAUGAGUCUUGGUUUCUGGCCCAUGAAAUAGAUUAUCCAAGUGAUAAUGAGAAGGGAAUAGGGCACACUAAUCUUUCUGAUGAACAGCAGAGGGUCCCAGCAAAAGAUGAUGAUGAUCAAUCCUUUGCAGAAGAGGAUUCUUACUUUUCUGGUGAGCAAUAUUUGCAAGCCAAGAACAUUGAGCAAGUUGUUGCAUCUGAGGACCCAACAAUAUCUAUGACUGAAAUGUAUGGAAGAACUGAUGAAAAUGAUCUGAUUGCUCAAUAUGAUGGGCAGUUGAUGGAUGAGGAGGAGCUAAACCUGAUGCGCACAGAGUCUGUCUGGCAGGGUUUUGUUACUCAAACAAAUGAGCUAAUUAUGCUUGGAAAUGCGGAAGAUUUAAGUGAGCAUGGACACCCUCAGCACGAUGACCCAUGCAUUGAUGAAGACCAACUUGGUUCUGUCAGGUCAAUAGGUGUAGGAAUUAGUAGUGAUGCUGCUGACUUUGGCAGCGAAGUGCAGGAAAGUUUGAUAGGAGACAGCAGUGAAGGGGACUUGGAGUAUUUUCCUGAACAGGACAUAAGUGUUUGUGGAUCCAAACAUGUGCAAAAUAAAAAAUCAGAAAGAUCACAUGGGAGACUGGGCACACACAGAGCAAAGAUGUCUAAACCAGUCUCAAGUAAAGGAAUUAUUUUUUCUGAGAAUGAUGGUUGUGCUCCUGGAAUGGCUUAUGCUGAUAGUGGAUUUUCAUUUCCAUCUUCUUUGCACAAUGAGGAAAUGCUGAAGCCUGAUGCUAGUCAGUGGCCAAGAAAGGAUGACAGGCUGGCUGGCAAUUGUUAUCCCAAUGAUUUUGGUGAUAGGUUGUCUGAGAAUUGUGACAGGUUGGCAACAUGGAGGAGAAAAAGCUCUUCGUCAUCUUCUAUGAAGAGCUCAAGGGAUGAGGGUGUCACCAACACAAGAGCGUCAGCCCAAUCUGCUUCCUCAUCAGUCUCAAAUUCAAACUAUGGUUAUGCAGAGAGAAAGAGUAUGAACAAUGUGGAAGAUGAGAAUGGAAGUGAUGCUAAGGAAGAGGAUGCAGCCCUAAUGCUGGAGGAUGAGGAAGUGGCUGCUGUCCAAGAGCAAGUGAGUCAGAUAAAAGCACAGGAGGAGGAAUAUGAAACUUUUAACCUUAAGAUUGUGCAUCGAAAGAAUAGAACGGGCUUUGAGGAAGAUAAAAAUUUCCAUGUUGUCUUGAACUCGGUGAUUGCUGGGCGCUACCAUGUUACAGAAUAUUUAGGCUCUGCUGCGUUUAGCAAAGCAAUUCAAGCACAUGAUCUACAUACUGGUAUGGAUGUCUGUGUUAAGAUCAUCAAGAACAACAAAGAUUUCUUUGAUCAGAGUCUUGAUGAGAUAAAGCUGCUUAAAUUUGUCAACAAGCAUGAUCCUGCAGACAAGUACCACAUACUUCGUCUCUAUGAUUAUUUCUACUAUCGGGAACACUUGUUGAUUGUCUGUGAACUUCUCAAGGCAAACUUGUAUGAAUUUCAUAAGUUCAAUAGAGAAUCUGGAGGGGAGGUUUACUUUACAAUGCCAAGAUUGCAGUCUAUUACUAUUCAAUGUCUGGAGGCUGUCCAGUUCUUGCAUGGUCUUGGUCUUAUCCACUGUGAUCUGAAGCCUGAGAACAUCCUAGUGAAGAGCUAUAGUAGAUGUGAAGUUAAGGUCAUUGAUCUGGGCAGUAGUUGCUUUGAAACGGACCAUCUUUGCUCUUAUGUUCAGUCUCGGUCAUAUCGUGCACCAGAGGUUAUCUUGGGCCUUCCAUAUGACAAGAAAAUAGAUAUUUGGUCCCUUGGUUGUAUCUUGGCAGAACUUUGCACUGGAAAUGUGCUUUUCCAAAAUGAUUCACCAGCAACACUACUUGCUCGCGUCAUUGGUAUCAUCGGGAAAAUUGACCAAAGCAUGCUUGCAAAGGGACGUGAAACAUACAAAUAUUUUACAAAAAAUCACAUGCUCUAUGAACGUAAUCAGGACACAAACAAACUGGAGUACUUGAUCCCAAAGAAGUCAUCAUUAAGGCAUCGGUUGCCUAUGGCAGAUCAGGGUUUUGUAGACUUUGUUGCACAUCUACUUGAAAUAAAUCCCAAGAAGCGCCCAAGUGCAACUGAAGCUCUUGCACAUCCAUGGCUGUCAUAUCCAUAUGAGCCGAUCUCAUCAUGAUCCAUGUGGGUUUAUUUUAGUGGUUAUGGUUUUGUGGGAUCAAGUGGUGCUGUUUAAACCAUGUGCUUGUUGCUGCUCCACUGGAUGAGAAUGAUUGCCUUAUCAUGCUAGCAGGCAAGAUAUACCAAUGACAGUCUCAGGGAAAUGUAUAGUAGAGGCACAAUGGGCCCAAGCUUUCGUUUCAAGGCAGCCUAUACUUGUGAUGGGUGGCUAUAUCACGACGAGUGUUGCCAAAGGAACGGCUUUGUACGGUAUCCUGUAAGCUGUGUUGUAUUUUUGCAUGCACAAAGUGUUCACGAGUCCUGGGAUGGAGGUAAUUAUUGUGUAUAUGUGAAUCUGUGAUUAUUUUUUUUUCUCAAGGUUUUGCUGAUGGUCCAUCGGGUUGUUGUCUGUAUCACUGUUCUCUGGACAAGAUGCUGUUGCUCUCUCUGUCUCUUGCAAUCUCCUUCACCCCCCUCUC